Dictyostelium purpureum is the source of this 327-nucleotide messenger RNA. RefSeq lists its product as uncharacterized. The record is from RefSeq and is a predicted model, not a curated record. The transcript has a single exon. Lineage: Eukaryota; Evosea; Eumycetozoa; Dictyosteliales; Dictyosteliaceae. The annotation marks the transcript as partial.
AUGAGUGAUGUAGAUAGUUUGACAUCACCAACAGCAACAACUGUUGAGGAUAAAAAUAAAAACAAUACAAUAAACAACAGUAAUAAUAAUAGUAGCAACAAUAAAGCAAUAUUACCAUUUGACAUAAAAUUCGAUGAAAAUUUAAAUAAAAAUGAAAAAAUUAAUCAAAUGCUUCAAAAUAUAUUUGAAAAUCUUCAAGAGCUAAAGAAUAGAAUGAUAGUCAACAAAGAGAAAAACUCUGAAUUUUUUAAAAUUGGUAAUGAAAUAAUAAAGAAAUCUGAAGAAAAACAAAUACAAUCAACAAUCAUAGAUAAUAAUAAUAGUACU